CAAUCCUCGAGCUUGCCCUCGGCGUUUGAAACUGAGAUCAUUGGCCCAAAAUGCCAUGGGGAUACCCAGAUGAGGCCGUAUCAAACCCUACUUGAGUGUUCCCCUCAACGUCAGACUGACCCUUUCCGCAUAGUCCAGACUCUAGACGGACCUGCGGCUUGUAUUGAAUAUACUUAACGAUGGUCAAAGAAGAUGAAGCUACAGAUACGGCGCUGCCACCGAGCGAGAUCCCCCUGCAAUCACCACCGCCGCCUGACGGUGGUUUUGAGGCAUGGGCUCAAGUGGUAUCAGGACAUCUGAUUUUAGCCCUCACCUGGGGUUACGUUUCGAGCUUUGGCGUCUUUCAGAAUUACUAUGAAACCACGCUCCCCCAGUCAGCCGCUGAUAUCUCCUGGAUCGGAGGCGUUCAAGUAUUUAGCCUUUUGUUCAUUUCAACCCUGUCGGGACGGGCCACGGAUGCUGGCUUUGCCCGGCCAAUGAUACUGGCCGGAUCGAUCUUCAUGCUUGUGGGCACGUUUAUGACCAGCUUAGCGACCACAUACUGGCAACUCUUUCUCGCACAGGGCGUAUGCAUCGGGAUCGGACAGGGUCUGAUGUGGUUGCCCAGUGUGACAGUGAUUUCCACAUAUUUCGCUAGGAAGCGAGUAUUCGCUGUGACAACUGCUGCGACGGGUACAAGCACGGGUGGAAUGAUAUUCCCUGCAGUGAUUCAGUAUUUGACCCCGAAGAUAGGGUUUCCGUGGGCUGUCCGCUGCAUGGGAUUUAUUGUCCUUUUUAUGGUCAUCCUGAUCAAUCUGCUGGUGCGCACUCGGCUUCCACCUCGCAAGUCCGGUCCACUGGUCGAAUGGACCGCGUUCAAAGACACCUCUUACAUGCUCUUCACGUUUGGGAUCUUCCUGUUGUAUUGGACUCUGUACUUUGCUUUUUUCUAUAUCCAAGUCUACGCCACCAAAGAGUUGGGUCUCUCGCAGGCUGCCGGGGUCAACCUGAUCAUCAUCAUAAAUGCAGCUGGCAUGGUGAUUCGAGCUCCCUGCGGGUAUCUUGCUGACCGAUGGAUCGGCCCACUAAACAGUCUCAUCCCGUGGGUGGCCCUCUGCGGGAUCUUGAUUUACUGCUGGGCCGCCGUACACAACGUCGCUGAGUUGUACGUCUUUGCGGUGUUCUACGGUCUUGCGUCCGCCGCGGCCAUGGGUCUGUUUGCCGGUACCGUGCCGUCAUUGACCAAGGACAUCAGCAAGAUAGGUACUCGCGUAGGCAUGGUGUUGACCCUGACCAGUGUCGCGCCUCUCACCGGGCCGUCGGUAGCUGGGGCAAUGAUUGCGAACGCAGGGGGAAAUUAUUUGCCAGCGCAGAUCUGGGCAGGCACGUCAUUGUUGGUCGGGACGGCCGCCUUGAUCGCUGCCAGGGUUUUGGCCUCGGGAUGGCAGUUCCGUGUGAAGAUGUGA
Aspergillus pseudonomiae is the source of this 1445-nucleotide messenger RNA. RefSeq names its product MFS monocarboxylate transporter. Gene Ontology annotation, biological process: transmembrane transport. The coding region runs from base 180 to 1445 and encodes 421 amino acids. Lineage: Eukaryota; Fungi; Ascomycota; Eurotiomycetes; Eurotiales; Aspergillaceae. The record is from RefSeq and is a predicted model, not a curated record. Gene Ontology annotation, cellular component: fungal-type vacuole membrane. Gene Ontology annotation, molecular function: transmembrane transporter activity. The transcript is spliced from 3 exons.